This is a messenger RNA of Juglans regia (Persian walnut), 1899 nucleotides long. Its product is annotated as probable glycosyltransferase At5g03795. The coding region runs from base 81 to 1343 and encodes 420 amino acids. The transcript is spliced from 5 exons. Lineage: Eukaryota; Viridiplantae; Streptophyta; Magnoliopsida; Fagales; Juglandaceae. Gene Ontology annotation, molecular function: glycosyltransferase activity. The record is from RefSeq and is a predicted model, not a curated record.
AUCUAGUCAUCUACUACUCCACUUGCUAGUGAAUCACAACACAGUAGCACCAUCGCCGGCACCGCCAACGCAAGCGAGCAAUGUCGGCCUGGAAAACAUCCCCGGCAGUGUCCUCCUUGCCGCUCUGCACAGUCCAAGGUUCUCUCCUCACCCUCGCCAUCCUAACCCUCUUCUCCUUCACCUAUUUCUCCUUCAAUUCUCUCCGCUCCCCUCUCUCUUCCACCUCCUCUUCUUCUUCAACCACUCAGCUUUCUGUUGCUAAAAUGGUUCCUGGAGAUCAUAUGGUGGAGAGGCAUUACAGGCAGGCGGAGCGGCUUUCGGUUUACCAUUCCCCUGACGUUUUCAGGUUCAAUUAUGCCGAGAUGGAGCGCAAAUUUAAGGUGUACAUAUACCCGGACGGGGAUCCCGAUACGUUCUACCAGACGCCCAGGAAGCUCACAGGGAAGUACGCCAGCGAGGGCUAUUUCUUCCAGAACAUUCGCGAGAGUCCUUUCCGCACCGACGAUCCCAAUCAGGCUCACCUCUUCUUCAUUCCCAUCUCCUGCCACAAGAUGCGAGGCAAGGGAACUUCUUACGAGAAUAUGACUGUAAUUGUCCAGAAUUAUGUGCAAAGCUUAAUUUCCAAGUAUCCUUACUGGAAUCGAACCUUAGGAGCAGAUCAUUUUUUUGUCACUUGUCAUGAUGUUGGUGUUAGGGCUACAGAAGGUCUUCCGCUUCUUGUAAAGAACUCAAUUCGGGCUGUGUGCUCCCCAAGUUAUGAUGUUGGAUUCAUUCCACACAAAGAUGUUGCCCUUCCUCAAGUACUGCAGCCAUUUGCUCUUCCAGCUGGUGGAAAUGAUCUUGAAAACAGGACAACACUUGGUUUUUGGGCUGGACAUCGGAACUCCAAAAUCAGAGUUAUACUAGCACGAGUUUGGGAGAAUGACACAGAACUUGAUAUUUCCAAUAACAGAAUAAAUAGGGCUAUGGGACCACUGCUAUAUCAAAAGAGAUUUUAUACGACUAAGUUCUGCAUAUGCCCUGGUGGUUCCCAGGUUAACAGUGCUCGCAUAACCGACUCAAUCCAUUAUGGAUGUGUACCUGUGAUAUUGUCAAAUUAUUAUGACCUGCCAUUCAAUGAUAUUCUUGAUUGGCAUAAAUUUGCUGUCGUGCUUAAGGAGAAUGAUGUAUACCAGCUUAAGCAAAUUCUCAAGGACAUAUCUGAUGCCGAGUUUGUUGCACUGCAUAAGAACCUAGUUAAGGUCCAGAGACACUUCCAGUGGAACUCUCCACCCAUCAAAUAUGAUGCAUUCCAUAUGGUCAUGUAUGAGCUUUGGCUGCGCCACCAUGUCAUCAAAUACUGAUUUGUUUAUAAUUCCAGCUAGCUUUCUGUACAUUUACUGGCUAGUAACCCAAAAGCUUGUAAAUUGUCACACACGGUUCUCUCAUCUUUCCUAGUUAGCUUAUGAUGAAGGGAAGUAAAGUUACUGGUUCCCCAAUGGUUCAUUACAUGUUCUUUUGGUUAAGGUCUCCCUGCCUUUUUGUACCUGUCAUUUUGGUAUUUAACUUCUCGUUGGAUACAAGACACAAGUCUUUUUUGUUGUGUUUUUUUUUUUUGGUUUUCUGAGGGAUGUGUCUCACUAUAUGGUUGCUACAACGGAUGCUUCCGAGCUGCAGCUUGGGUAAAUUGAAGCAAAGAUGUCAUGAUCCUGACUGGGGUUCAAGCUUUUGAAGAUUUGGUUUGGGUUUCAGCUCCGAAGAAUUUUCUUUUACGCCGAAGGUGCCAGAGGUCGAACCAGGUGACAUGUUUCGUGCUCUGUCUUAAUAUUUUUUCCCUUAAAAAACGAUUGUAAUUUGUUGGAAAUGCAGAAUUUCUCAGAAGAGAAAAGAGAAACGAGCUCUCGUGUAUUGGUCUCAGUA